AUGAAUUCACAGAAUUUUGCAUGGCAAAAUGAUGACUCAAAGUUUGGGAAGAAGAUGCUGGAGAAGAUGGGAUGGACACCGGGUUGUGGAUUGGGCAAAUAUGAACAAGGAAUUGUUGAAAAUUUGCAACCGAAAGCAAACAUUUCAACGAGAGGUCUGGGGUGUACUGAAAGAAGCGAUGAAGUUUUGAUUGCCCAUCAUGACAGUUUUGCAGCCAUUUUAGCCGAUUUAAAUAAAAAGAAAGAGAAAUCAAAAAUUAAACAGAUCGAAAAAAGUUUGAACAAAGUGCAAUCAAAAAUAAUUUUGAAUGAGCACAGAAAAGACAAAUGUUUCCCAGGCAUGUCAGAAAAAGAUAAGUGUGCUAUUUUUGGCAAGAGAUCAGAGAAGAGAACUGUUGAUAAAAACACUGAAGAGAAUAUGCAGAAAGAUGAAGUUAAACCGGAAUCAUCAUCUGGGAACAUAACGGUCAACAAACUUUCGAUAAAUGAUUAUUUUUCUAAAAAAAUGCAAAAAUUGAGCAAGAGGCAAAAAGUUUGA
Molecule: messenger RNA, 537 nt
Organism: Cercopithifilaria johnstoni
Lineage: Eukaryota; Metazoa; Nematoda; Chromadorea; Rhabditida; Onchocercidae
Source: the annotation of a GenBank genome assembly